AUGCUUCAAAGGUUGGGCUUGGAAAAAACAGAAGAUAUAUAUGUUUUCAAAGAAGGGAUGGAUCACGAUAAGAUAAUUGGAAGCAUUGGAGCUGUCUCUGCAGGACUAGAUUUGGGAAAAGAAGGACCGUUGGUACAUAUAGGAAGCUGCAUUGCUUCCUUACUAGGCCAGGGAGGCACUGACAAUUACAAGAUCAAAUGGCAUUGGCUCCGAUAUUUUAACAAUGAUCGUGACCGUCGGGAUCUUAUCACCUGUGGUUCUUCUUCAGGUGUUUGUGCAGCUUUCCGGGCUCCAGUGGGUGGAGUUCUCUUUGCUCUUGAAGAGGUGGCAACCUGGUGGAGAAGUGCUCUCCUAUGGAGAACUUUUUUUAGCACAGCUGUGGUGGUGGUGGUUCUCAGGGCCUUCAUUGAAAUCUGCCAUUCUGGAAAAUGUGGCCUUUUUGGUGAAGGAGGUCUGAUCAUGUUUGAUGUAAGCAAUGUCACAGUGAAGUACCAUGUGAUGGAUAUUGUCAUCGUUGUAGUCAUUGGAAUCAUAGGCGGUGUAUUGGGAAGUCUUUACAAUCAUGUGCUACACAAGAUCCUCAGACUAUAUAAUCUCAUCAAUCAGUAA
Sphenostylis stenocarpa is the source of this 609-nucleotide messenger RNA. NCBI's taxonomy places the organism in Eukaryota, Viridiplantae, Streptophyta, Magnoliopsida, Fabales, Fabaceae. The record is from the annotation of a GenBank genome assembly.